AUGAGAAUUAUUUAAUAUUUAGUAAUUUUUAUAGCAUUCAAUUGCUUAGUAUUAGCUUCUAAUGAGGAGAGCUAGAAUCUACCAUCUCAUUUGAGAAAACAGACUAGACAGCUUUAAAGUUGUCCAUCCAAUUGCGAUCUUUGUGACUUAGAUGGAUUUUGCUUGUAGUGUAGUAACUUAAGAGUAUUUCCUAACUGCAGCUGUUAGUUAGGAUAUUAUGAAUCCUAAGGAACAUGCAAAUAAUGCAAACCAGGCUGUAUGAGUUGUACGUCUGAUAAUGAUUGUUAAGCGUGUUUUUCUAUUUACGUUUACAACGCAGCUACAACAAAUUGUGAUUGCAAUAUUCCACAUGUGGGAGGAUGUGAAGACUAAUAAACUGGAAUUUUAAUAUACAUUACAAGAUUGAAUACUGAUUUAAGAUCUUUUGUGGUUACGUUCAAUUAGAUGAUUACCAUGGUGGGAGUGCCUUUAGAUUAAUAAUUUUCGGGUUCAUUUCAAAACUGUUAAUAAAUUCUUGAUCCAAGUACCGUAUAGGUCUACAAUAAUAAUUCUCCAACUGAAUAGAUACCAAAUUGUCUAAUUGAUCCCUUAAAUAGAAACCAGUUCAUUAUUUUUUUUACUACAGCUCCUAGCUCAAGCAUUUACUCAUCAAAUUAGCCGAAAUUUAUAUUGGCUAAUUUGAAUGUAAAUAUCAAUUAGAAAGCUAUUCCUGCUACUCAAAUCUAUUAAAAAGAGCCUAAUGUUAGUGUUUAGCAUAAUAAAAGAACUAAAAUUUGUGCUUUUAGUCUAACUAACUAUGUAUACCAGUAUUCUAGUACUUAAGAUGUUGCGUUCGUCAGCCUUACUGAUAUUGGAAUUUAUAGUGUAGUUAAUAUUGAUAAAAUUUAGAUAGCAAGCCCUUCUUAGUACUCUAAUAUUUAGUUCACUUUUUCAUUAAAUAUUAAUAAAUAAGGUUAUGAAAUUAAAUUUAAUUCUAAUCCAUUAAUUGAUGAUACAAUUUAACUGUUUGUUUAAUGUUCUAUACCUUUUGGAAUUACUUAAACUGAUACAGCCACAGUUAAAAUUUCUUCAACUUAACCAUCUUCUCCUUACAGUAUAUUUAUUCCUUAUGUAGGAAAUUCCUUUUCCACCUAUAUCGAUGCAGGUUUUAUUAUAAAUGUUUUGAAUUUUCCAUCUAUAUAAGAUUAUCAAAUAUAAAUAAGCUUUAUACCUUAGUUUUAAACCACUCAAACUAUCUAAUGUAAUAGUUUUACUACAUUAUAUAACGUAAUUAUCCCUGCUUAUACGAUUAAAUAUACAACCAGCGUCUAUUUGCUAAUAAGGGUCUUUGAUAUAAAUGGUAUUCUUAGAGGAAAAGGUUAUAUAUAAUAUAUUAAUUUAGCAUACUAGUUCUUAGGUUAAAACUCUCUGACUCCAAUUAGUUAAAGUAAAUUAAAUCCUACAGCUAAUAUUUAAAUAGCUUAAGAUACUUCGCAAUUCAUUUUGUCAUAAGCAAAAUAUUUUAAUCCAUAAUUUUACAUUUAGACUUGGUUUUGCCUAGACAGUAAUGGUAAUCCUUGUCUAGAUCCAUAAUAGAAACCUCUGAAAUUAAUUUAGAAUGGGAGUAAUAUAGUGAAAAUCAGUGCAAACUCUCUGCCCUUAAAUACUUAAUACACUAUUUACUAUUAGCUGAUGAAUCAAGGCUUCCCUUUUAGUAAAUAGUAUGCAUCAUACUAAAUCGACUCCGGUAACUCCUAUCCAUACGCAAUUAUUUAAGGAAUUAUACCUUAAGGACUUUAAUUUGUAAGAGUUAAUUUAUAGGAUGUUGUCUACGUUAGUAUAUAACUACAUACAGACUUUGCUUAUAAAAUAAGCUAUGCGCAAUAUACUCUAACACUUAGCUAUAAUAAUGUUUAACAUACAAUCUAGUAGGUAUCUAACUAGUUCUCAUUUAUACUGUAAGAUUAUUUUCCUAAUCCAGAUUUUUCCUAACUUGUUGGUGUACAUUUAACUUAUUCAAUAUAUGACUUCUACUUCCAAUAGAACAUACCUUAGUUAAAUUCAAAUCCACCCUCUACCAUUUAUGUAAUUCCACCUCCUUCUCCUAUAUCAUUGACAAUCCCGAACUAAGCAUACACAGCUUUUUAAGAUUAAGUUUCAAUAACUUUUAAUCCCACAGAUAAAACAAAAUUUUACUAAUUUUUCUACUAUGAGAGCCAAGCAGAUCUACUCUUUGAAAUUUAAAAUCCCUUAUAACCAAAAAGAAAGAUGCUUUCAACUUAGUCUGCUGUAUAAUAAAUAAAUUGCUUAUUACCUGCUGGAAAUAUUGUAGUUAUGGGAGUUUAUUUUGAUCCACAAUACUAUACUUAUGCAAACACUACAUAAACUGUACAAAUUAAUAAUAACAACUUUAAUUAGCAAACCAUAUAAACCUUUGUUAACAACCAAAUGACAUAAGCUCAAAGCUACUAAAAUUAAAAUCUUUACUAGAAUGAGAUAUUUGCAUACUAAAACAUAUUGGGUUCUAUUGAGUAGUUUGAAGCAGCUAACACUUCUCCUUCCUAAGUUAAUCAAGUAAAAAUAUAAAUUUUAAAUAGACUCAUGUAAAGCGUUUGGACUUAGUAGUUUGAUGAUAGCUACACUCUUUCUGGUUAAAUCAUUUAAAAAUUAAUAGUUUCAUAAUUUUAGUUGGAUCCAUAAUCAUAAUUGUUUUAACAGCUCUAAUAAUCUACUGUAAGCAGAAUUAACUAAAUGCAUAAUGCAGUUCAAUAGAAAUCAGUUGCUUUAUCAAUAGCAUAAAUUAACUUCUUUAGAGAGAACUUUCAAGUUGUAUCUAACACUUACAUGGAGUUAAUUAAAGCAAAUUCUAACUAAGGAUUUAUUAGCAACUCUGAUAUCGAAAAUUAUACUAAUUAAAUAAUGAAUGGAUUUACUUAUUUGCUUCAAACUAACCAGUCUCCUAUUGACUUCCCCACAUCUCAAGCUAGUUUUCAUAUUGAAAAUAAUGACAAUCUAGUCUUUUUUAAUAAUUACUAUAGCUAAGUUGUAUAAAAUUUAGAUCCCUAUGCUUCCACUAAUUUUAAUUAUUAUGUUACUGUUUCUAGUUGGUCUAAUAGCACCUAUUUAUAUCGUGAUGAGCUCAUUUAAUAUAAUUAACAAUAUUUAUCUCAAGCUAACCAAACAGUUUAAACUCUAUUAAAUAGAACUUACGGAAUGAAGAUACCAAAUGUUUAUACUAAUAAUUAACCCACUCCUUCAAACUCUAGAAUGAGAUUUUUAUAAUCUUAGAGCACUAGUGUUCCUAGUGGAUUUACUUUGAACUUUGGUCCUGUUUCAUAAGAAGAAAAGCUUAAGUGCAUUUAGCGUCAGCCUACAGGAAACUGGGUUCACAACAGCUGUCAAACCUCAAUUGAGAUGAAAAAUAAUUAGAGGAUUAUUAAAUGUGUUUGCUAAACACCUCAAGUCACAUCUGUUAUCUCUGAUAUAACUUAGUUAUUAGAUAAUAAAAAUCUUUAAAAGAUCUUCAGUGAAGAUGGUAUUGCUGGUUUAGCUUAACUUACUAAUUGGUAUGAGUAUGCUCCAAUAUGGACUAUGAUAGCUCUGAAUAUUGGCUUUGCUUUUAUGCUUUUUGCUGCUUACGGUUUUGAUAAAGUUGAUAAAUUAGCAAUAAGUUAAACUACUUCUUUAGUUUAUCCUAUGGACCAUUAACACUCAAAUAAAAAUAGUCAAAAGAAACCUAAAACACUAUUUUUAAAAGUAAAGAUAAAAAAAGCAAGUGAGUAUAAUUUGCAAAAUGAGAUGUAAUUAGAGACACUAUAAAAAUAAGAAAGCGGACAAGAAAAACUGGAAGUUUAACAACUUUUAGAUGAAAAAGCGGCUUCUAACAAUACAGAUAGCAAAGAAUAAAAUAAUUAAGGUUAAAAUAAAUUAAAAGUAAAAGAGGAGUAUUCAUCUUAAAAUUUUUAAACAUAAUUAUUAAUUAACGACAAAAGAAAUUCAUCAAAUUAAAUAGAAUAAAAUGAACUAUAAAAAUUAACAUAGCAUUAGUUUAAGCAAGGAAAUAAACAGGAUUAGCAAUCAUAAAAUAAUUAAGUCAAAAAAGUUCAAAAUGAUGUUUUAUUAACUAAUAUCGAAGUUACAGAUACCAAUAACUUGUUCGAUAAAGAACCUUCAUUAAAGGAAUAAGCUAAUUAAGACAAAUUUUAUCAAAAUAAAUCUCCAUAAAACAAGGAUAGACAUAGCUUAAAAUAAUAGGUUUCUAUUUAUUCCUAAGAUGGUCUUAGCAAAGAAUAAAAUCAAUAAAAAAAUGAAAACUUAAAUGAAUAAAAAUUAUAGAAAAAAAAGAGCUUAGCUGAUGAAGAUAGUCUCGAAAAAUAAAUUAGAAAAGAAGAUAAAGAAAUUGAUAAAAUAAAGUAAGAAGAAGAGAAAAAAUUCAAAGAUAAUUUAUCUAGGCAGAAAUUGAUUGAAUAUUUAAAUACAGAGAAGCCUAUUUAUGCUAUAAUGACAUAUCAUACUCUAUUUUAAACAUUUAUCAUAUACUAAGAAGACUAGUCUAGGCUAUUGAGAUUUAUUAUCUAUUACAAUAAAGUAAUAUGGCUAUUAACUCUUAAUUCUAUAUUUGGAAAAAAUAUAAGCGUUGUCUAGGUCAUUGUUUUAAGUAUUGUUACAACUAUAGUACUUUAAGUUGUUACAACAAUUAUUCAAAUACUUUUAAAAUAUAAGAAACUUAGAAUAAUAGGCUUGUUUAUUACUUUCUUGUUUUGCUUAUUUUGCUAUUAUAGUAUUCUUGUAGUAAUUGCUGGGCAAUCUGCUGAAGAUGCUAAUAUCUGGAUUAUCUCAUAUUUUGCAGUCUUUAUCCUUAAUGAAUUUGUCAUAGGAUUUGGUAUAUGCGCUGCUAUGUAUUAUGCUUGCAAAAAAAUUAUUCUUAAAGCUCAAACCAAUACAUUUUUAGAAUUUCUAGGAGCAAGUCCACUUCUCCAAGCUUUUAGCAGCUGA
Messenger RNA from Tetrahymena thermophila SB210, 4974 nucleotides. Its product is annotated as transmembrane protein, putative. The transcript has 5 exons. The record is from RefSeq and is a predicted model, not a curated record. Lineage: Eukaryota; Ciliophora; Oligohymenophorea; Hymenostomatida; Tetrahymenidae.